This is a messenger RNA of Zymoseptoria tritici IPO323, 636 nucleotides long. RefSeq lists its product as uncharacterized. Bases 1 to 636 code for a protein of 211 amino acids. The transcript has a single exon. NCBI's taxonomy places the organism in Eukaryota, Fungi, Ascomycota, Dothideomycetes, Mycosphaerellales, Mycosphaerellaceae. The record is from RefSeq and is a predicted model, not a curated record.
AUGUACACCUCCAUCACCUUCGUCGCUCUGGCCACUCUCGCCCUCGCCAGGACCGAUCUCACAGGCUGCACGAGCACCGACGUCUCCUCUCCAGCCGGCGCUUCCCUCGCGUAUUAUGUGCCAGGCACGGGCGAGCUCUGCGAAUUUCUCGACUGCGGCGGAGGACGCGCUCCUCCCAAGACAACCGUGCCAGGCUGCCCACAAUACAGUGGCACCCUCACCUACUCGCCGUCGUUCUUGCCCGGCUAUGGAAGCGCCACCGCUGCUCCGAGCGUCACUUCAGGCGCCAGCGCUGAAUCUACCACCACCGCGAGCAUGUCCGAGUCUUCCAUCAGCUCAGAGACCAUGUCCGACUCUGCGGUCAGCUCGGCCAGCAGCUCGACCAGCAUGUCCUUGUCCUCGUCUCCCGGCUCGACAACAUCUUCCUCGAUGAGCACUAUCACUUCCGUCGCCGUCGCGCCUGCAAACGGCACGAUCACCAACCCUGCCACUUCGGGUCGCAACAACGGUACGGUGGCCACUACCCGUAGUCCGAGUGCGUCUUCAGUCACCGACUCUGGUGCGAUGGAGACUGCUCGCGUGUGGGCAAGUGGUGCGGGAUUGAUGGGUCUCGGAGCUCUUAUGAUGGCGUUGUAG